Messenger RNA from Cottoperca gobio, 3602 nucleotides. RefSeq names its product patatin-like phospholipase domain containing 8 (gene pnpla8). The coding region runs from base 321 to 2582 and encodes 753 amino acids. The transcript is spliced from 10 exons. Gene Ontology annotation, biological process: arachidonate metabolic process. NCBI's taxonomy places the organism in Eukaryota, Metazoa, Chordata, Actinopteri, Perciformes, Bovichtidae. The record is from RefSeq and is a predicted model, not a curated record. Gene Ontology annotation, cellular component: membrane.
UUCAAGGCCCAACAAUGUAGGGAACUGCGUCAGCGUCACUUCCUCCCUUCUUCUUGUUUAUUUACGUUAACACUAGCACCCAUACAUGUAUUAUACCAGCACCACAUUGAAUGAAAUAUUUUUGACAACAUAUUUAACGGCUUUUCGUAUGGAAACAUUGGAACAAGCAGCCAAGUAAUGGAUUGUCUACUAAAACCACUGUAGCUGAUGGCACGUAGUCUGCCAGAAUGCUGCACCAUUUUGCACGGACAUUAAGCAUCACCCAAUUGGCUGAUUAACUUAAAGUUCUCCACUACUGUUCUGAGUGAGCCAGCAAACGCAUGUCGCGAAUCAGGACCACACUCGACAGUGUCACCAAGGCAGUAGGCAGCACAGACCUCAUCUCCAAGUUCUCCCGCUUCAAGCCUGGCAGUGCUACAGUCGACAGCAGCACCCAUGCGGAAAAGGUUCUGGGCAAAACCGAAACCGUAACGUCAAACAACACAGCUGUGGCCUCACCCGAAACCAACAUGAAAGAAAAUAUAGAAGAAGAAGAAGGCGAUAGGAAUACAGCCAUGGAAGAGGCAGAAAAGCAAUGGCAGAACGUUACAGAAAAUCCAUUUGUUGCCGCAAAGAAGUCCACAUCAGGUUUAGGCUCCGCAGCAAAUGUGUCUGCAUCAAGUUCUUCCUCGACUGUGGCAAAACAAACUACGCAGCUGUUUCACCCAGCAGCUCUGUCUAGCAACAUGGAUGAGACGUACAAAACUCUGGCUCAUCACAUCAAUAGUUACUUUGGUACCAACACACAAGAGGGAGAAGGAGACAACGGGCCGCUACAGCAGCAGAGGCACAGAGAAGCGGAUAAUCCUGUUUCUGAGCCCACUCUCAGCGCUGUUGCUCCGACGACUAGAGACCACAUUCCUAUUUUGUCUUCAGUGGCAGAGGCUAAAAGUAUUAAAGCACCCACUACCUCUCCUCCCGCUCCAUCCCCAUCUCCAGCAGGGACGCCCCACUUUGACACCCCUGCGACUGAAAGCACAGCUCAGUCCAUCCCUGUGCCGGCUACCGCCCCUAAAAAAGGCUUCACCCACUAUCUUUCCUACCCUCGGCCCAGCGUACAGGCGUUUGUCGGCAGCUACAUCGCACCCCUGGUGCCCAAAUUCAGAAGUGAUUCCAAAAGCAUUGCAGCUCAGAAAGACAAGUCUUCAGCAGUCGCUGUUGCAGAGCCCACUAAAGCCAAGGCAGGAGAGAAGAAGACAGAAGACGGUGCAGAGGAGAAAGUGAAGCAGCUGUUGACUCAAAGAGAGAAGAUAAAAGCCAGGGUGAGUGUAGACAACAGGACCAGAUCUCUUGUUAAAGGCCUUCAGCGAGUGAAUGAUGUCAAGCUCCUCACCAGUCGAGUGGAGGAGCUCAGCUAUCACGUCCUGGAGUUCCCCGAGACGAGAGGUGUAGCUAUCAAGGAGAGUGUGUUGCCCUGCCUGCUGCGAUUGCGCCAGGCCAGAGACCUCCCUCUUCAGGCUGCUGUGAGAGAAGCACUGGCUCUGGUUGGCUAUGCUGAACCAGUAAAAGGCAGAGGAAUUCGGGUCCUGACCAUAGAUGGAGGCGGAACAAGGGGACUGCUAGCCCUGCAGACUCUCUAUAAACUGCAGAACUUGACCGGCAAACGCAUCCACCAGCUGUUCGACUACAUCUGCGGAGUCAGCACAGGUGCUAUUUUGGCCUUCAUGCUGGGUAUUUUUCAGAUCCCGUUAGAGGAGUGCGAGGAGAUGUACAGGAAGCUGGGCACGGAUGUCUUCAAACAGAACGUCAUCGUUGGAACUGUAAAGAUGGGCUGGAGCCAUGCUUUCUAUGACAGUGAAAUAUGGGAAAACAUCCUCAAGGAACGGAUGGGUGAGGGGCAUAUGAUUGAGAGUGCCAGGGACCCACACUGCCCUAAGGUGUCAGCCGUGAGCACCAUUGUGAACAGGGGUUUACCUCUGAAGGCCUACGUGUUUAGGAACUACAGACUCAUGCCAGGAGUGAGAUCCCACUACCUUGGAGACUGCAACCACAAAAUGUGGCAGGCUAUCAGGGCCUCGUCUGCAGCCCCGGGCUACUUCCAGGAAUUUGUCCUGGGAAAAGACCUCCAUCAGGAUGGAGGUCUCCUGAUCAACAACCCCACAGCGUUGGCCAUCCAUGAGUGUAAGUGUCUGUGGCCUAACACACCACUGCAGUGUGUGUUGUCUCUGGGCACCGGACGCUACGAGACGGAGGGCAACAACAGCACAACCUCCACGAGCCUCAAGACCAAGCUCAGCCACGUCAUCAGCAGUGCCACGGAUACCGAGGAGGUGCACACCAUGCUGGACGCACUCCUGCCCCCUGACACGUACUUCCGCUUCAACCCCUAUAUGAGCGAGGACAUCCCGUUGAACGAGAGCCGCAUGGAGAAGCUGAACUUCCUCAAAGGCGAGGGGGAGCGCUACCUGGAGCGCAACGAGGCCAAGCUGAGGAAGGCAGCCAGCGUGCUCAGCCAGGAGAAGAGCGCCAUUCAGAAACUGGCCGAGUGGGCCAAGCUCAAGGCCGAAAUGUACGAGGGUCUCCCCUUCAUCUCCAAGCUGUAGUUAUUGGCUGGGCAACAGUGUGACCUCAAGGGAGUUUUUAAGGUAAGAAGACAUGGAGUGUAAAAACUCCCAAUACCUGAUCGAUUAGGGCGCAAACUGGACUUUUAGUUUUUAAGCAUCUCUGUACACUUACCAAACUAUUUGUUCACAUGUUCUGAUCAUCAUCUACCUAACACUAAAAGGACUGUUUGAGAAAUGCAUAACUAUGAUCAUUCAUUAUAAAACACAAUGCUCUACUGUAAAUAAUAGUGUGAAAUUACAAAUGUGGUGUAAUUUGCUCUUUAGUGGGACAGAAUGUGUCUGAGAUGGAGAUGGAAUAAUAUGCUUUGAAAAGAUUUCGGCAGGUUUUGACGCCACGAUGAAAUCAUUCACUUGAAGGGUUAGAGAAGGUAAAUGUAUGCUUACAUAAAUGUAUGAAUUUUAGGUUGACUGAACGCACAAAGACAGUAAUGUGGCACUACAUAUAACCAUAUUAUGAAGGAUUAAUUAUAGUGUAGAUAUUAAAAAAAAGACUGAUGCUGCAUUUCCAGCAACUUGAAUACAUUUCAAUGUAAUGAAUACAUGGUUGCACAGUGAAACCAUAAACAUGACUGCCUAUUUCUAACACUGUACAGGAGAAAGACUUGUAAAUUCUUUAACUGAGAAGAUGUAAAUAAUAUUUGAAGUAAUUAUGAAGUAUUUGAAUGGUCUUGCUAGAAUUCUAGAAUAUUGCUGAUUCUUAAUUUCAUUGUGCUGUAUUGGCACGUGCAGACACUGGAAUCUGUUCCGAUACUAAUGACGAUGCAUCAGAAUGCGAUCACUGUUUUCCUCGUGGUACAAAGCGUGUCCUCCUUGGUGGCCCAGCUUUUGCCUUUAACCUCCCUGAAUUCCUCAGCUCUGGUCGACGCACACUUUAUACAUUUGACACACUUUUCACAUUGUGAGAAUCCUAAUUCCUUCCUGUCUUUAUUUGCUUGAUGGAAUGCGAAUAAGAAAUGUCAUGCAAAAAUAAAACUUGGGUUUUCGAAACCUUGAUCUAAA